This is a messenger RNA of Paramuricea clavata, 1886 nucleotides long. NCBI's taxonomy places the organism in Eukaryota, Metazoa, Cnidaria, Anthozoa, Malacalcyonacea, Plexauridae. The record is from the annotation of a GenBank genome assembly.
GUUUGAAAUGUGUAACUUGUAAAGAUGCCACUAGUGGAGCUGAUACUUGUAGGAUAUGUCAGAAACCUUGUCACACAAUAGACACUUGUGCCUUGAGUCAGUCGAGCAAGGACCAAGAGGAAGGUUUUGGCUCAAAAGUCCUGUGUUUGAGAUGUGCAGUAGCAGCAGGUAAUGCAGGUAACAUUUAUUAUAUUACAUUUUAAACAUAUGCAGUAUCAUUUUCAUAAAAGUUCACAUAUGAAUAUCAACUAAUAGUCUAUUGUAGUAUCUCUGAACAGGUGGACUACAGAGUCGGAGGGUCAGUUGGCCAGAGACUUCCAAAUUCCAAUGUACUGCCAUAUAAUACCAUAGGCAUAGCCCAUAGAUUACAUUAAUCUGCAAUAAGCCAAUGACACUCCUAAACGCCAUGAAGCCAACAUGAAUCUUUGUUAGCACUUACUCACUUAGCAGACAUGGGCCUCAGGCCUGAAGUGCAUAAAAAAAUGAGGUACAUACAGUAGCAUACAAAUUUCAUAAACAAACUCGCCAACUUGGCAGUAGAUGAGUGGAAUACAAAAUAUUGCAAAUACAAUUAGGUAUCAUAACAGCAUAACUUUUCUUACCACUGUAGUACUGCAGAUGUACAUACAUGUUGAUUUAAUUUUGUAUCUCGAUCUAUCAUUCUAUGUCAUUUCAAAUUUUCAAUUCAGUAUUACAGACAAUAGAAUAGUGUUUCCAUUUAUAUUUAUCUAUUUAUAAAUCAUAGGAGAGUAGAGUAAUUCAAGUUCAAAUAGUUCGAAACAUUCAUAUUUCACACAUCCCUGACAAUAAAUCUGACUGUCUGACUGAUUUAGUUCUAAACAUAUCAAGGAUAGUAUUUUGAAAAAACAUGAAAAAUAUAUGUCUUAGCCUUCUAAAGCCAGUUUGAAGUGAUUUAAUAAUAUGUAGUUGUUCAAUAUUUUUUGUAGCAUUCCAGUUGUUAAUGAAAUCCAAGCAGUCAUCUGUGACCAAAAGCAUUAAAAGACCUUUUGCUGGGCAUGGAAAGACACCAUCUGCAAUAUGUCUUCUUUGCUUCAAGCAAUAUCAGAAGGAUAAAAAAAGGACUUUAAAUUUGCAAGAUUUAAUGAUUCUAGCAUGCGUGACCACAUAAAAUUUCAUGACUAUUCAGCUGACAUUAUUAGUAUUGAAGACCCAAGAGCAGCAGAAGCAGUGAUGGCUAUAACGGAAUUUGAAGCUGUAGAAAGCAGGUUAAUGUAUCAAAUUAAUAUAUUUUGGCCUUCUAUACUCCUUUUUCCUCCCAAAGUAUGUGGGACCUGAUUAUAAAUGAACAAUUCUAGUUACAGUAGAUGUUAUUUAGAUUAUUAGAUAUAAGUGAUAUAUUAAGUAGUAGAAUUUCAUUGUGGUAAUUUUUAUAGUAUAUCACUAAACUAGGUCCCCCACUCACUAGAGUAGCAAUGAAGAUUGAAGCAAUGAAUAGAAUUGAAAACAAAUUUUAUGAAAUUAAUGUAAUUAAAUUCUUAAAUCUAUAAAUCUAUUAAUGAUAAAUUCUUCAAGAACCAAAAAGCCAAAGUUGCAACCUAACAUUGUGCCAAAAGUUCACUCAGACAGUUCAUGCAGUAAGAACCAACGAUUGCCAUCAUAUCGAGAAGGACAAAGGUAUUCCGAACAAUGAAACAGAGCAAGUUUUAAAGACGAAAUCUUCACUUUCUGUGUUGGAUUUUGACAUGGAUGUCGAGAAGAGUUUUUUAACUGAGCCAGUUACAAUUUGUGAAGGUCCCCCCCAUCUUGAAGGGAAUGCGACCGAAGCCAUGCCUGAAGGCAAAAGUGGGCAACAAACAUCCUUGGCUACGUUUUUCUCAGGAAAAUCUGCAACUCAUGAUAAAACAACACUGGAUUACAUUGGAUGA